Messenger RNA from Cladocopium goreaui, 891 nucleotides. NCBI's taxonomy places the organism in Eukaryota, Dinophyceae, Suessiales, Symbiodiniaceae. The record is from the annotation of a GenBank genome assembly.
AUGAAGGACUCUUCUCCCAAGUUCGAGGUUUGGGUCAGUGAGGCCAUGAAGAAAUAUGAAGCCAGUUUUCCCAAGACAGAGGUCAGCAAGGAAGCAACACCGGAACCGAAAGAAAAAGCAAAGGAAGUGGUCUACAAAGGAGAUCCGAAAGAAAUCUCGCAUUUGAAGCAGGUAACCCAGAGACAGCAGGAAGAGAUCUCCAGAUUACUUCUGACGAUUGAUGAACUGAGAAAGCGAUUGGAGAACAUCCGGGUCGUAUCGAUGGAUGCGGGACCCGGUGUUGCUUCCUCUGUGGAUAACAUCAUGGAGAAGGUCGGUUUGAAGGACAUCAUGGAUCCAUCUUUCACAGCUGGAAUACCGCGGGCUCCACCAGUGCUGAAAGGCGUUUUUGAACGUCUCUACUCGGAUGCCAUUCAACGCAUCCAGAGGCGGCAGCUCGACAGCUUCGACGUAGCAAUGCAGUUCCUGUCUAAAGAAAAGAAGACUCUGGAUCAAUCACCACCAAAUGAACAGAUCGAUGUGGAGAAUGAUCUCCAGAACAAAAAUGAGUACAUCACAGGUUGCAUGGCCUGUUUCAAGGGUCUGAAAAAAAUGUUCCUCCUCCGAGAUGCGGGCAUGGACGAGGAGUAUGAGGACCUGAGUUGCGGGCCGGAGAAAAAUGCACUUUGCGCAGAGUAUCGCGUGAUGACACAGUACCUCAACAGAAUCGAGAUCAACAUUUACAAGAUUCUGGGCCUUGAGAACUCAUGGUUCUCGCAACAGAUCUACGAGGUGCAAAAGUGGAUCGCUGCCAAUCCGAAAACGGCAAUCGCUAUGACAGGAAUUUCGGCCGGUGUUUUGGCAGGGGCAGUUGGGAUACCGAGUCGGGAAUCCACCUUUUGUCGAGCCUGA